CUUUUCUUCAUCCACAAAAUUGACCGAAAUUCAAUUUUUUUCAGACAGAGAAACUGUUUGUGUUUGCAAAGAAAGCGAGUCCAUCCAUAUUAAUGCUGAUAUGGUAUUUAUAGGUUUCACGUCGUCACUCAAUGAGCAGACACCAGUUCAUUCUGUCGCUUCCACACAGACUCCUGCACUGCCGCCGAGCCAUUCAACAGUUCCAUUCCCAUUUACUUGUACAUGAAAUUGAAAAUGCAAACAUACUACUCACGGUUUGGAACUCUAUAAUUAAACACUAUUCACUCAGUUCAUUCCCUAAUGAAGCUAUAUUUGUUUUCAAACAUCUCAUUUACAAAUAUAACCCUGUAUUUUUUGAUAGCUUUACAUAUUCCUAUCUCAUCAAAGCCUGUGCCAAUUUAAAACGCCCCAGAAUAGGAAAUCAGCUUCAUUGUUUGAGCCUCAAAGUGGGGUUUGAGUUUCACGUUUAUGUGCAAACUGCAGUUGUUAAUAUGUAUGGAGAUUGUGGGAGUAUGGUUGAAGCGAAGAAAGUGUUCGAUGAAAUGCCUGAAAGGAAUUUGGUGACAUGGAAUGUUUUGAUAACCGGGUUUUGUAAGUGGGGUGAGAUUGAAUCGGCAAGGUCUGUUUUUGACGUGAUGCCGGAGAAGAAUGUGGUUUCUUGGACUGGUUUGAUAGAUGGGUGCACGAGGAUGAAUCAGUUCGAUGAAGCAUUGUCAUUGUUUCGAAGAAUGGUUGUGCACGAGGGCAUCAAGCCUACUGAAUUAUCUCUUCUUGCCAUUUAUCCGGCCAUUUGGAAUGUUAGGUGUCUCGAGUUUGGCCAAAUGGUUCAUGCUUAUGGAGAGAAAAGCGGGUUGAAUGCGUUUGAUAUUCGUGUCAUGAAUUGCCUCAUAGACGCAUAUGCUAAAUGUGGCAGUAUAGAGUGUGCACAGAGAGUUUUUGAAGAUAUAUUAGAUGAAAGGAGAAAUUUGGUUUCUUGGACAUCCAUAAUUUCUGGAUUCGCAAUGCAUGGAAUGGCUAAAGAGGCGUCAGACUGUUAUAAAAGAAUGGAGGAUGAGAGUGUUAAGCCUAAUCGGAUCACACUUUUGAGUGUUCUAAAUGCUUGUAGUCACGGUGGAUUAGUGGACGAGGGGCUCGAUUUUUUCAGGAAGUUUGUUGACAAAAGUGGUAUUGCACCGGACAUUAAGCACUAUGGAAGUUUGAUAGACCUGUUGGGAAGGGCAGGGAGAUUAGACGAAGCAGAGAAGAUAGCUUUAGAGAUUCCUACUGAGAUUGGUAAUGUUGUAGUUUGGAGGACACUUUUAGGUGCUUGUAGCUUCCAUGGUAAUGUUGAGAUGGGCCAGAGAAUAACACACAAAAUUAUGGAUAUCGAGAAGGAAUACGGCGGUGACUACGUGCUUUUGUCCAACAUAUUUGCUGGUGCUGGUAGAUAUGAGGAUUCUGAGAGAAUGAGGAGUUUAAUGGAUAGGCAAAAUGCUUCAAAAGUUCCUGGCCUUAGUCUGCUCUAACCAUUAGCAAUUCUUUCUUGCACAUUGCCCUCGAGAGAUACCUCAACGACUACAUCUUUCCAGAAUUAAUCGUCUUCCAUCAAAAGGUGGCCCGUGACAGCAAUACUGGAGACUAAUUACAAGUCAAAAGGUUCUUUGAAAUGAAAUUAUACUUCGAUAAUAAGGCACACCACCACCAUAAAUGUUCUUAUGGCCUUGUUGAGACUUGUGUUUUUGAUUAACAAUGUGGACAAAAUUUGUAAAGAAGAUAAAUUUGGACAAUGUGGGGCAGCUGCAACAACUAUGCAAUGGUAUUUGAUUGUAGAAAAUAAGGAAAGAAAAAGGUAUAAGGUAUCAGAGCACAAGUCGAGGAACUGCAGAUAGACGAGGAAAUUCUGGCUUAUCUUGGAGAUUUUGGACGGCAACCAUCCUUUAGGUUUUACUUCCCUGCAAAUUUUUUUAUUGGUCUCCGUUUUCUUAAUUAGCUUUGUUAUUUAUAAUCCACUUGUCAAUUUUUUUUUCCUGCAUAGCUGUUAAAAUGAAUGGUCGUAAUAAUAUUUGCAAGGUACUUAGAUAUAAGUUGGUUGAGGAUUCUAAUAGGUAUUUAUG
Messenger RNA from Olea europaea var. sylvestris, 2093 nucleotides. RefSeq names its product pentatricopeptide repeat-containing protein At1g09220, mitochondrial-like. Gene Ontology annotation, molecular function: RNA binding; protein binding. Bases 132 to 1505 code for a protein of 457 amino acids. The transcript has 3 exons. NCBI's taxonomy places the organism in Eukaryota, Viridiplantae, Streptophyta, Magnoliopsida, Lamiales, Oleaceae. Gene Ontology annotation, biological process: RNA modification. The record is from RefSeq and is a predicted model, not a curated record.